Acinonyx jubatus (cheetah) is the source of this 2693-nucleotide messenger RNA. Its product is annotated as protein BRAWNIN. Lineage: Eukaryota; Metazoa; Chordata; Mammalia; Carnivora; Felidae. The coding region runs from base 2091 to 2294 and encodes 67 amino acids. The transcript is spliced from 4 exons. Gene Ontology annotation, biological process: mitochondrial respiratory chain complex III assembly. The record is from RefSeq and is a predicted model, not a curated record. Gene Ontology annotation, cellular component: mitochondrion.
GAUUAAUGUUUGAAAUCUGAUGUAGCUUUCACUUCUCAGAGACAGGAAUGUGAGAUACAGAGCAAGAUCCCAAAUAAACAAAAAUUACUUGUCGUUUUCUGAGGCAUCUAUUUAAAUCAGUUAACCUGAGAGUUCCUUUCUAACAUGAAACCCAUGUUAACUAAGUAACAUGAAUAAAUGUGUAGCCCCUAUGUACUUUUAAGUGAAUGAAUUAGGGGAGAAUAUUGCAGAAAUUAAGGCGAAGUGAAGGUUUCUGAGUGGUGAGCUCAAGAAGUAAGAAGCUAGGCUCCUGGAUAGGAAAUCAUUGCUGCUGCUGGUAGGCAGGGCCAGUCUCCUGGGUGUUUGCCCUGUGCACACAAGAAGCAUGAUCCAUAAAAGAGAAAAUUGAAAAUUGGACUUCAUUAAAGUCAGAAGCUUCUGCUCUUCAAAAGAUUAUUAAGGAAAAGUAAAGACAAGCUAUAGACGGGGAGAAAAUAUUUACAGGUCAAAUCUAUCUGAUACAAGAUUUAUAUCCAUAAUAAAGAUGACUAAACUCAUAAUAAAAAACCAAACACAAUAAAAAAGGGAUAAAAGAUUUGAACAGAUAUGUCACCAAAGAAAAUAUAAGCAUACAACAGGAUUCUUAGCAUCAUUAGUCAUGAGACACCAUUACCAACUUAUUAGAGUCCCUAAAAAUUAAAAAGGUUAACCAGAGCAGGUGUUGGAAGAGGAUGGAGAAGAACUGGAGCUGUCAACACGGCUGGUGAGAGUGUGAAACUGGAUACCUACUUUGGAAAACAGCUUGACAAUUUCUUAAAAAGUUGACUAUACUCCUACCUGCUAUAUGCUGCAGCCAUUCUACUACGAAAGUAUUCAACAGAAAUGGAGCAUGUGUUCACAGGCCUGUAUAUUAGUCUUUCUGAUAUAUUUUACUGUUCAUAAAAGCUUUAUUCCUAUAAGCCCCAAACUGGAAACAACCAAAAUGUCCACCAAAGGUGAAUGGAUAAACCAAUUGUGGUAGAAUUAUACUCAGCAGUAAAACGAAGUGAACUAGUGAUGAUACAUGCAGCAAUGUGGAUGAAUCUCAAAAUAAUGGUGCUGCAUGAAAUAAGCUAGACCAAGACCGUAUGUCAGGAUUCCAUUUACACAGCAUUCUAGAAAAUGCAUUUAUCUGUUGUGACAGGAAGCAGAUCAGUGGUUGAUCCAGAGGAGACUGUGGGAGGAAUUAGAGGCACGGAGAAACUUUGCGUGUGAUGGAUAUGUUAAUUAUUUUGAUUGUGGUAAUGGUCACACAGGUGUACAAAUGCCAGACCUCACAAUUUGCAUAUUUAAAAUACGUGGUUUAUGUCAAAUAUACCUCCAUAAGUGUUUAAAAGCUGAGUGUAUCAUGAUUCAUGUUAUAUAUACAACCAAAAGCCUUCAGAAUAUAGUCUUGAGUUACCUUUUUCUCAACAAAAAUCAAUUCAUAGUCAUAGCACAAUCUAAAUAUGAACAGAUUAAACUAUGUCGACUUCAGUUUUCUUUUUUUCCAGUAGCACCGCAGCCUAAGGAAACAGUGUGAGUGUGCCUUUGCUUCAGGUCAAAGGACGCCGGGCACAAGAACAGAGAGAGCUUUUAACUUCACUCACUAGAGGGUGACCUCAUCUGAGCACGUCCUGGUCAGCAUGCCAACCUCCACCCCCUCCUAAAAAGGUGGUAAACGCAAGCAACUUUCUUGGGCGUGUGAAAGGACAAACCGGGGACAAUAAUCCUGCCAGCUCCGAGCCCGAAAUUCGACAGCCGACUAUACGGCAGAUCUUACUGUAGGGAGGGUCAUGAGCCCGAAUUAAGUUGAAAGAAAAGAAAAAGGAAGGGAAAGGAAGAAAAGAAAAGGAAAGAGAAGAGAAGAGAAAACAGAAAAAAAAAAAAAAAGACAAAGAAUAGGCAACGGCUCCGGCCCAGAGUCCCAACUCUGCCUGGUCACGUGCCCGCGCCCCCAACUUUCUGGUCCGAUGCGGCUCCCAGGCCCUGUACUUUUGGUUCCGCCCGCUGGCUGUCGGCUACUACCCCGGCGCAUUUCCGGCCGUGGUGGGACAGUCUGCGGAAAGUAGGGCGCUUCGCGCCCACCGACCAUGCCCGCGGGCGUGUCCUGGGCCACCUACUUGAAAAUGUUCACCGCCAGCCUCCUGGCCAUGUGCGCCGGGGCCGAAGUGGUGCACAGGUACUACCUGCCGGACCUGACAAUACCUGAAAUUCCACCAAAGCCUGGAGAACUCAAAACGGAGCUCUUGGGACUGAAAAAGAGACAACAUGAACCUCAAGUUUCUCAGCAAUAGAAACUUCAAAAUACAACUCUGUCAAGAACUCCGUGAAUAUUUUAAUUUAUUUUUCAGAGAGAGAACGUGUGCACAUGCAAUCGUGCAAUCGGGGUCCUCGAGGGGCAGAAGGAGAGAGAGAAUCCCAAGGCUCCGUGCUGUCAGCACAGACCCCAAUGCAGGACUCGAUUCCCCAAACCAAGAGCUCAUGACCUGAGCAUAAAUCAAAAGUCAGAUGCUUAAGUGACUCAGCCACCCAGGCGCUCCAAAGUUUGAAGUUCUUUAAUUGUGUACUUGACAAAAUUAUGAAAGAUGUCACUUGGACUGUCGCAAGUUCUUUACCCCCAAAUUUGAGAAACCAUGUUACUAUGUAAUCAUUCUUACAAAAUAAAUUUUAAAAUAACUGAAAAGCUUAAAUGA